Molecule: messenger RNA, 798 nt
Organism: Wallemia ichthyophaga EXF-994
Lineage: Eukaryota; Fungi; Basidiomycota; Wallemiomycetes; Wallemiales; Wallemiaceae
Product: Chitin deacetylase 1
Exons: 6
Coding region: 1-798 (265 amino acids)
Biological process (GO): carbohydrate metabolic process
Molecular function (GO): hydrolase activity, acting on carbon-nitrogen (but not peptide) bonds
Source: RefSeq, a predicted model, not a curated record
AUGUUCAACACUCUUGCCAUCGCUCUCGCCACAACAGCCACGGCUUGGCCACUCCUCUCCUCCAGACAGGACCAGGGAUCAGCAGCUGUAUUCAACUGCAGCCACGACUUUGCUUUGACGUACGAUGAUGGUCGCCCUUACAUCUACGGUAACGAGCUCACCGAUUACUUCUCUAAUGCUGGUCAUCUAUACACGAGAUUCAUCAACGGAAACAACUGGAGAUGCAUCUACGACGAGGAUAUGGUACAGUCUAUUCAGUACUCGCACUCCAAGGGCCAUCUCAUCGGUUCACAUGGCUGGUCUCAUGCCUCUUUCAACGACAUUACAAGAGAGCAACUCGACAGCGAGAUUGAGCAGGUAGAUGAAGCUCUCAUGAAGAUUAUCGGCGUCACAACCAAAUACGUCAGACCACCAUACGGGAGUUGCGAUGCGGGCUGCGUGGAUUACCUGCAGAACACCAAAGGAAAGACAGUCGUACAAUGGUCUGAUGACAGUGGUGACUCAGCAGGUGCCAGUUCAGAUCAGGUGAUCAACUCGAUCCAGAAAUGGGCUAAUGAUGGUGCCCCUCAUCUCGUUCUCGACCAUGAAGUCCACCAAUCUUCUGUGGAAACAGUGGUUCCUGCUAUAAUGCCUUUCUUCGAUGGUCGCGUGCUCACUACAGUGGCACAAUGUAUCGACGACGCCUCGUACCUUCAAACGGGCAGUUUGGGUGUCAGAGAUGAGACAUGGACUUGUUCCGAUAAACCAACUAUCAAGGCUACGCCGGGAUCGAACCCAGAUGCUAGUGGUGGUUAUUAA